AUGGUGCAGGGCAUCCUCAUGCAGUUCCAGCAGGACUUUUACGGGAUCAAAGAGAGAGCAAAGCAGGAAAAGCGCUCUCUCUGUGACGACUCCCCCAUCCCGAUGGCUUCCUGCCCCAACUCCCCCAGUGGCUUCCUGCCCCAGCUCCCCGAGUGGCUUCAUUCCCCAGCUCUCCCAGUGGCUUCCUGCCCCAGCCCCCCCAGCUCCACCAGAGGCUUCCUGCCCCAGCUCCCCGAGUGGCUUCCUUCCCCAGCUCCCACAGUGGCUUCCUGCCCCAGCUCCCCCAGUAGCUUCAUCCCCCAGCUCCCCCAGUGGCUUCAUUCCCCAGCUCCCCCAGUGGCUUCAUCCCCCAGCUCCCCCAGUGGCUUCAUUCCCCAGCUCCCACAGCUCCUCCAGUGGCUUCAUCCCCCAGAUCCCCCAGUGGCUUCAUUCCCCAGCUCCCCCAGUGGCUUCAUCCCCCAGCUCCUCCAGUGGCUUCAUCCCCCAGCUCCCCAAGUGGCUUCAUCCCCCAGCUCCCCCAGUGGCUUCAUUCCCCAGCUCCCACAGCUCCUCCAGUGGCUUCAUCCCCCAGCUCCCCUAGUGGCUUCAUCCCCCAGGUCCCCCAGCUCCUCCAAUGGCUUCAUUCCGCAGCUCCCCAGUGGCUUCAUUCCCCAGCUCCCCCAGUGGCUUCAUCCCCCAGCUCCCCCAGUGGCUUCAUCCCCCAGCUCCCCAAGUGGCUUCAUCCCCAGCUCCCCCAGUGGCUUCAUCCCCCAGCUCCCCAAGCGGCUUCAUCCCCCAGCUCCCCCAGUGGCUUCAUCCCCCAGCUCCCCCAGUGGGUUCAUCCCCCAGGUCCCCCAGCUCCCCCAGUGGCUUCAUUCCCCAGCUCCCACAGCUCCUCCAGUGGCUUCAUCCCCCAGCUCCCCUAGUGGCUUCAUCCCCCAGGUCCCCCAGCUCCUCCAAUGGCUUCAUUCCGCAGCUCCCCCAGUGGCUUCAUUCCCCAGCUCCCCCAGUGGCUUCAUCCCCCAGCUCCCCCAGUGGCUUCAUCCCCCAGCUCCCCAAGUGGCUUCAUCCCCCAGCUCCCCCAGUGGCUUCAUCCCCCAGCUCCCCAAGCGGCUUCAUCCCCCAGCUCCCCCAGUGGCUUCAUCCCCCAGCUCCCCCGAGUGGGUUCAUCCCCCAGGUCCCCCAGCUCCCCCAGUGGCUUCAUUCCCCAGCUCCCCCAGUGGCUUCAUCCCCCAGGUCCCCCAGCGGCUUCAUCCCCCAGCUCCCCUAGUGGCUUCAUCCCCCAGGUCCCCCAGCUCCUCCAGUGGCUUCAUUCCGCAGCUCCCCCAGCUCCCCCAGUGGCUUCAUUCCCCAGCUCCCCCAGUGGCUUCAUCCCCCAGCUCCCCCAGUGGCUUAAUCCCCCAGCGGCUUCAUUCCCCAGGUCCCCCAGCUCCCCCAGCGGCUUCAUUCCCCAGGUCCCCCAGUGGCUUCAUUCCCCAGCUCCCCCAGUGGCUUCAUCCCCCAGCUCCCCCAGUGGCUUCAUCCCCAGCGGCUUCAUUCCCCAGGUCCCCCAGCUCCCCCAGCGGCUUCAUUCCCCAGGUCCCCCAGCUCCCCCAGCGGCUUCAUUCCCCAGGUCCCCCAGCUCCUCCAGUGGCUUCAUUCCCCAGGUCCCCCAGCUCCCACAGUGGUGAUGUUCAGAGUUAG
Coregonus clupeaformis (lake whitefish) is the source of this 1662-nucleotide messenger RNA. Its product is annotated as vegetative cell wall protein gp1-like. NCBI's taxonomy places the organism in Eukaryota, Metazoa, Chordata, Actinopteri, Salmoniformes, Salmonidae. The record is from RefSeq and is a predicted model, not a curated record. The coding region runs from base 1 to 1662 and encodes 553 amino acids. The transcript has 2 exons.